CCUUCUCAACAGCAAACCUGCCAGUCAUGAUUUUGUCAACAGUUCUGGCACUAGUGCUCUAUGGUGGUCCAUUUGCUGCGAUUCCAACCUGCUUAUUAGUGUUUCUCAUCUCGUUUCGGCUUUGGGCUUUCACUAUUAAGCCAAUUUUAAACCCAAACGAGCCAAAAGAACUGCCGUAUUGGAUACCUAGCCACGCCCUUGAGUUCGUCAAGAAUGGAGAUGGCGUCAUUACAAGAGCCCAAAAAUAUUUCAAAAAUCAACGUGAACCAUUCGCUCUCACUGUCGGGGGGCAGAAGUUGUACUUUGUAUCCUCUCCCGACGAUACAGUGGCCCUAUACAGAAACUCAGCAACGCUCUCUGUUGAUAAAGUCGUAUACGAUGUGACUAAUAUCUUCGGAGUGUCCAAAGCUUCUUGCGACAAGUUCUACGAGGCUCCUGAAUCGAGGGAUGCGGAUCUUGCAGCACAAGCCAUUGAUAUGAAUAACGCUGACUUGAAACCACUUGCGCACCUUAAUAUGAUCUUUUGGAAAGAACAGCUCGUGCCUGGUCCCAGAUACAACGAAAUGUUGGCAAAGGUGUCUGCGUCGAUAUCUUCUCAAGUUCACAAACUAUCAGGACGGUACACUAGAUCGACUGAGAAGGAUGGUUCGAAGAUCGUUUCUCUAUUGGAACUUACCCGAGAGGUUCUCAUCGAUGCGGUCUUGAGAGCAUUUUUCGGAGACUCACUUAUGGAGCUCAAUCCAAAUGUAAUUGAUGACUCGAUGCAAUUCGACAAAGAAAGCUGGAAGCUUUGGUACAAGGUGGCGGGGGCUAGGAGUAUGUUACAGGCGAAACAAAGAUUAUUAGAAACAACGCAGACUUGGCUCAGCCUUCCGGAGGAGAGACGUGAAGGAGCUUGUGAUUUAGUCAAGCGAUUGAUUGUCACCGAAAGAGCGGUCCAUUUUCCAGAGAAAGACAUUGCUGAGAUGAUGUCAAUCGUUAUCUUCGCGACAAACACAAACACGUACAAGGCAGCCUUCUGGGCUCUAGCUCAUCUUGUUGAAGAUCCACAGCUGUUGCAGCGGCUCCGCUCAGGGGAAGUUGCAGCAGCUGCAAAGCUUGAUGAGUCUGAAUACCUGCAAUUUCUCGCAGAUUCUUGUCCGUUACUGACUUCGCUAUUCGCGGAGUCAUUGCGUGUAUACACGAAUUCUCACUCAAAAAUGAUCCCGGUUAAUGCUCGAGUGAUGGUACCUUAUCGACAGAUGCACAUGCAUGAUGUUGUAUGGGGAGAUUCUCAAGUCUUUGAUGCAGAGCGUUUCGAACGGAACCCGAAGAUGCUCUCCAGUACGAGCUUGAGACCCUUUGGAGGGGGACAUACGUAUUGCCCAGGAAGAUUCUUAGCUAAAGCAGAGGUAUUGAUCUUGAUUACAAGACUUUUAAGCUUGUACGACAUCGAAAAGAUCGAUGACAAAGGCUUUCCGCAAGCGGAUUUGGGAACUCCAGUAGCGGGACUCAUGGGUCCGCUGGACGGCGAGGAUGUCCUACUCAAAUUGACGCCCAGACUCCAUUCGUGA
Pseudovirgaria hyperparasitica is the source of this 1553-nucleotide messenger RNA. Its product is annotated as cytochrome P450. Lineage: Eukaryota; Fungi; Ascomycota; Dothideomycetes; Acrospermales; Acrospermaceae. The transcript is spliced from 5 exons. Gene Ontology annotation, molecular function: iron ion binding; steroid hydroxylase activity; oxidoreductase activity, acting on paired donors, with incorporation or reduction of molecular oxygen. Bases 27 to 1553 code for a protein of 508 amino acids. The record is from RefSeq and is a predicted model, not a curated record.